Messenger RNA from Panicum virgatum (switchgrass), 999 nucleotides. RefSeq lists its product as uncharacterized. Bases 172 to 957 code for a protein of 261 amino acids. The record is from RefSeq and is a predicted model, not a curated record. The transcript is spliced from 4 exons. Lineage: Eukaryota; Viridiplantae; Streptophyta; Magnoliopsida; Poales; Poaceae.
GGACAUCCUUUCUCGACAAUGUGGGUCACUAGAUUACAACCAUGGGUGGCUGAGUGGGAUGAUGCAGGCGAGCAGUUGGCUGAGGAUACCGGUCCACACACUGAGCCUUCAUUUUAGGCGUACCUGACCUGGUACGAACCGAAGACUCGUUGCCGUUUGACGUAUGUUGACAUGCAUCCACAGCUGCAUGUUGCGACUUCGCAGGAUCGCUAUGCACGACACAGGGAUGAGGCAUUAGCUGGGGCGUUCGAGGCCUGUAGGUUGCUUGAAUUAGAUUACUCACUGAAUGUAACGAGGAUUCAUGGCGGGUCUACGAUGAGCAUGCCGGCACAACUCGAGGCCUGGACUGCUCAACGUGAUAGAGCCCGAGGCAUCCUUCAGGUCUGUGGUACGCGGACGGAGUACGAGGAUUCCUACGGAUCGUCGCAAGCGUCGACGUCGGUUCCUUGUGGUCCCGCAUGGCAGCAGCCUCCCUUAUACCACCGACAGUACGAAGGAUCACAACAGUUCACCAGAGCGGGGCCGUCUUUGUAUCACCCUAUGCCGCCACCAGGAGGAUAUGAAGGAGCUUCUUCCUAUCCACCACCACCACCACCUGAAACACAGGGGUGGUCUGAAGACAACGACGCGGCCUCCUUCGAAGACUUUACAUGGUUGUUUGCUACGCCUGCCCAGGACAAUGAUCCCAGCUUGCAUACACCUGUGGCUUUGUUAUGCCAUCCUGCCAGAGACGUGAGGCCACCGGACCGUCAUAGCUACCCUACAUAUCACGUACACGCACAACAUAAGAGAGGUCGAAUGGUAGAGGUGGUUAGUUGUUGGCACUUGUUUCUCUAUUGUUAUUAUGGACUGUUUCGACUGUUCGGAUUAUGGUUGUUUAUGAUUGUGAUAGUUUACUUGUCAUUUGUUUCUAUAGAUAUUAUUGAUGUGAACUUGUUAUGUUUGUGGGUUCCAUAAUGCUCGUGAAAUAAGAGAAGUUCUUGCGAAUUUUUUCCGUGA